Verruconis gallopava is the source of this 1236-nucleotide messenger RNA. RefSeq lists its product as uncharacterized. The record is from RefSeq and is a predicted model, not a curated record. The coding region runs from base 58 to 1137 and encodes 359 amino acids. NCBI's taxonomy places the organism in Eukaryota, Fungi, Ascomycota, Dothideomycetes, Venturiales, Sympoventuriaceae. The transcript has a single exon.
CAUCAAGUCUUGAGAUCCUCUAGAAAUCGGCUCUGUGUGAACGCUAUAGCGCUACUAAUGUCUGGGUAUCAACCGCCUCUUGGCCCUCCACCGGAAAAGUCAGGACAUCGCCUAUUCCCAUCGGAGUCGCAGUAUGAGCCACCACCUGGCCCUCCUCCGGGACAUUUCCCUACUACGGAGCAUCGGCCACCUUUAGGUCCUCCUCCAAGUCAUGCCAGCUCCUCAAAUGAUGCCCCACCACCUUAUCACGACUGGACUGUCAUCCCGGACACAGCACUACUUCCACCCCCUCCCAGCGUGUCUCAUGACUUUUCGACCGGAGCGAACGCCACAAGAGAUGAGGCCGAUCAAGCAAAGAAAUGGUGUUAUUUCAAUCCGUUAUGGCAAGCCCGUCCGCUAUCCAAUGAACAGCUGAAUGCUGUACAUGCUCAAGCCCAAACGUUGGUCAAGCCACCAAACUUCACAGGCGAGAUACGUCAAGAUCGUACGGGUGCAUGGUUAUGUCAGACAAGAUCUCACACUAGAGAUUCGCUUCUUCAAACUGCUUUGCCUGUUUACUCUGCGCUGGCAGACUCACCCCUCGUCACAGAACAAAGAAAGACCAUCUACUUUGAAGUAAAGAUCAUGCAUUUUGGAGACCAAGCGCCGAAGUCAAAGAUGAGCAUGUUUGCACGGAAUCGACGUGAAGAAGAUGAAGUAGAUGCCGGACUGGCGAUUGGCUACUUCGCUCCGCCGUAUCCUUCAUUUCGACUUCCAGGCUGGCAGCGUGGCUCACUUGGGGUACAUAGCGACGAUGGCCGCAGAUACGUGAAUGAUACUCACGGCGGCAUAGACUUUACCUCGCCGUUCAAAGCAGGUCAGACUGUGGGACUUGGAAUGACGUUCAGCAUCCCAGACAAGCCGCCCGCAUACGGCUGUCAGAGCGUAAAGCUAGAGGUUGAAGUAUUUUUCACUCGGGACGGGAGGAAGGAAGGGAGUUGGAACUUGCACGAAGAGCGGGAUGAGAAAGACGAUCCACAUGGGGUCGAGGGACUUGAAGGACAGCACGACAUAUUCCCUGCCGUUGGUGUAUUUGGAGCGGUCGGCUGGGAAGUCCGGUUUCGAGAGCGGGAAUGGCUGUACAGACCCCCACGAUAAUCCAACGGCGUCUCAGCAAUACUAGGUCAGUUAAAGAUGGAAUCAGAACAUGGUGCACAUCGGUUGUUUCCUAGAUCAAUUCAUUGCAUUCAGACAAAA